Messenger RNA from Candida tropicalis MYA-3404, 1041 nucleotides. RefSeq names its product Ddi1p (gene DDI1). The coding region runs from base 1 to 1041 and encodes 346 amino acids. The transcript has a single exon. The record is from RefSeq and is a predicted model, not a curated record. Lineage: Eukaryota; Fungi; Ascomycota; Pichiomycetes; Serinales; Debaryomycetaceae. Gene Ontology annotation, molecular function: protein binding; aspartic-type endopeptidase activity. Gene Ontology annotation, biological process: proteolysis.
AUGCAACUUACAAUUUCUUUAGACGAUAAUAAUGAUAUCAUUUCAGUGGACGUACCAGAAUCACUCACAUUAGAGGAUUUCAAAGCUUACUUGCAAGCCGAAACAGGAAUUGAGCCAUCGGACCAAGUGUUGAAGUUCAAUGGCAAUGAAUUGACUGACAACAAACCGUUAAAUGAAUUACAGAUUAAUGACAAUGAUCUUUUACAAUUAUCAAAGAAACAACUUCCUAGACAACAACAACAGCAGCAGCAACAACAUGCUUCUGGCUCUCCACAAACACCAUCCAAUCCGAUCGACGAAAGAAUUGAAAUGAUUAGACAACAAAUUUUGGCUGAUCCCACUGCUCGAGACCAGGUAAGAUUGACGCAACCAAGUCUUUAUGACGCGUUGAAUGACGGAUCUAGAUUCAGAAGUUUGAUGAUGGAACAGGUUUCUGAACAACACAACCAAUCUGCAAGUAACCAAGCAGAAAUGUUACGUUUACAGCAAGAUCCAGAUAAUCCAGAAAAUCAAGCUCGUAUAUUAGAGUUGAUAAGACAAGAAGCAAUUGAAGAGAAUAUGAAGUUGGCAUGGGAAAUCUCACCAGAAAGUUUCACCAGUGUUAAUAUGCUUUAUAUUAAGUUGAAAAUCAACGGAGUUGACCGUGUUGCUAUGGUUGAUUCUGGUGCAGCCAUGACUACCAUCAGUCCUUCAAUUGCUGAAGAAGUUGGUCUUUCUAGAUUGAUUGAUAAAAGAUUUCAAGGUCAAGCUGUUGGUGUUGGUACACAAAAUAUUGGAGGUAAGAUCCAUAGUGCCCCAAUUGAAAUCGGGGAUUCUAAAAUCGAGUUACCAUGUUCCUUCUAUGUUGUUGACACUUCGGUGGGCAUUUUGUUUGGGUUGGACAUGUUGAGAAGACACCGUUGUACCAUUGAUUUAGAACGAGAUGUUUUAAUUAUUGGCAAACACAUUGAAGCAAAGUUCCUUUCGGAAUCAGAAAUCCCUCGAAACUCUUUGGGUGGAAAACAUAUUUCAAAGAGAAAAGUAAAAAAAAAAGUACGAUAA